Spinacia oleracea (spinach) is the source of this 937-nucleotide messenger RNA. Its product is annotated as actin-related protein 8-like. Bases 488 to 757 code for a protein of 89 amino acids. The record is from RefSeq and is a predicted model, not a curated record. NCBI's taxonomy places the organism in Eukaryota, Viridiplantae, Streptophyta, Magnoliopsida, Caryophyllales, Amaranthaceae. The transcript has 3 exons.
UAGGUUUCGGGAGUGAUAACUACAGUAUGUCCCCUUCAGAGCAGUGAUUCUACCAGGUUUGCUGCUAUGAGCCCGUAUCACCAGUCACACAAUAUAAUGACAUCUUGAUCUGAAUGUUGUUUAUGCCUUCCUAAUUCCUAUAAAGCUAUUUAUGUUCAUCAAAUAUGAUGUGGUCAGGUAUAUAUGUCAUUAUCUUAGCGUUCUAACACCAUUUAUUUUUAUUUUUAAAGGUUUAGACUAAUUAUAUUUAUAUGUAUAGUUAACACGAGUAGGUUGAUCAAUCAAACGAUGCACAAACGACACUAUAUUAGUCUAUGUUAGAUAUGACACAGAAGAGUUCACAACAUCAUUUAAUUUUAAAAUGAAAAUGAGCUCUAAUACUAUGUUUUGUGUAUAUAUUGUGGUUGAUAGAAGAAAGAAUUCCUCCAGUUCUCACCUAGAUGAAAAUCAUGAGAUAGAGAUGGUAGGACAGGGCAAGGCCUGAUAGAUGGGUAUAUAUGUUAAAAUUAUCAAAGAUAUGGCCUGGGCUUCCUCUGAACCAAGAGAUGAUCGAUACUCGAGGUUUAUGGUAAAAAGGUACAUUUACUUGGUGAUUAAUAAUAAGUAUUUGAUAGGCUCUACAACUAUCUUAUAUAAACUAUCGAGAGAGGGUUUAUUUACAUUGUCUAAAGAGCGAGUUCAAACAGGAGAGAUCUUAUUCCAACCUCAACUUGGUGGAGUGGUGGUGCAUAUAUUCAAGAAUUACAAGCUACUUUAAAUAUGUGAAGAACUAUAGGGUUGUUGGAACAUUAAUGUUAGAUAUGUCUUAAAAAUUAGAGCUAUCCGUGAUUGCAACAUUUUUAUUUAUUUUAAUUGAUGUAGUUUUAGAACCAAUAUGUAACUAUUGAGAUAAUUGUAAUAGAUAUUAUUCUUAUGAAUUUAAUUUAUUUGAAUCGUG